AAAUGAUGAAUAUUCUUCUUCUUCUUCUGUGACUUCAAGAUCUAUUAUCUCUGAGCUUACACUAAUUUCAAGUCUUAGCCAUGGGUGGUGGUGGUGAUCACAAAGAGAAGACCACUAUAAUGGUGCUCAAGGUUGAUCUUCAGUGCCCUUGCUGCUACAAGAAGACCAAGAAAAUUCUCUGCAAAAUCCCUCAAGUUAGAAACCAGUUGUAUGAUGAAAAGGCAAAUACUGUCACUAUUACUGUAGUGUGCUGCAGUCCUGAAAGGAUUCGUGACAAAUUGUGUUGUAAAGGAGGAAAAACGAUCAAGAGCAUUGAGAUCAAAGAGCCCACGAAGCCCAAGGAUGGUGAGAAACCCAAAGGGACCGAAAAGCCCAAGGAUGGUGAAAAGCCGAAAGGGACCGAGAAACCCAAGGUUGUCACCUUUGAAAAGCCCAAGGAGGGUGAGAAGCCCAAGGAAAAGGCAAAGGAGGGCGAGAAGCCCAAAGGCCAGGAAAAGCCCACGGUAAUUGAUAAGCCCAAGGACAAACCAAAAGAUGCCGAAAAGCCCAAGGACGGUCCUACAGCUGCAAUGGUGGCAACACCGUGGAUGUCAGAGCCAAUGAUGAUGAUGCCGCCAGUCCAAGGAUACCCUCAGGCAGCACAUGGAUGUGGUUGCGGGCAAUGUUACUAUACGCCGUGUUAUCAGUAUUAUGGAACGCCAGCACCGCCACAGCCCGCCCCAUAUUACAGUAACUACUCAUAUGGUUAUGGGCCUGGGCCUGGCCCAUCUAGCUAUGGAAAGGGCUGUUAUGUGAACAAUGAUUACUUUAAUGAUGAGAAUGCUCAAGGAUGUACAAUUAUGUAAAUGUGACCCAAUUAGUGUGGGUCACUGAAUAGGGCCUUCUUUGUGCUUUUUCUUGGGCUUUUGCAAAAUGUCCAGAACAAAGUUUUGGGCUCUACGUGGAUGUCUUUUCUCUGUAUUACUAUUGUAUUUAUUAAUUUCAAAUACGAUGUACGAGGUAUAGUUUUAUUUUAAAGAAAAAAAGUGCAGACAGAGAAUAAUACGUAGGUGACCAGAUGGCUGGUGAACUGUCUUGUUUUAUAGUAAUUCGUUAUACAUUUGAUUAAGAAAAAUCACUUCACUAA
This is a messenger RNA of Lycium ferocissimum, 1126 nucleotides long. Its product is annotated as heavy metal-associated isoprenylated plant protein 5-like. Gene Ontology annotation, molecular function: metal ion binding. Gene Ontology annotation, biological process: regulation of defense response to fungus. The coding region runs from base 81 to 845 and encodes 254 amino acids. NCBI's taxonomy places the organism in Eukaryota, Viridiplantae, Streptophyta, Magnoliopsida, Solanales, Solanaceae. The record is from RefSeq and is a predicted model, not a curated record. The transcript has 3 exons.